Molecule: messenger RNA, 1901 nt
Organism: Macadamia integrifolia
Lineage: Eukaryota; Viridiplantae; Streptophyta; Magnoliopsida; Proteales; Proteaceae
Exons: 4
Coding region: 310-1644 (444 amino acids)
Source: RefSeq, a predicted model, not a curated record
AGUAGAGCCAAAACACUACCGCUUCCUUCUUCUGGGUUUCCGGUACACACACUCCCUUCUUUAUUUCUUUCCUCUUACUCACUCCAUACCUCUCCCUACUUUCUACGAAUUAGGGUUUUCUCCAACCUCAGACACUGCUGAGCGGUUCGAUACUCUGGCCUCGGCUUCGUAAAGCCAUACUCUUUUUGAGAAAGUCAACGGAAAGUUCACUGUUUGCGAGAAGUUACAUAAAAAAUAGCUAAGACGGGGUCGCUUUGUUGUGUGGCUGCAAGGCCACAUGGAGCCAAUACGGCUAGCAGAGAGUGGUCCAUGGGUCCCAGUGAACCUUACUGGCAAACAAACACAAGCUUUUCUCCUCCUUUAUCUGGAAGAUGGGAUUAUAUGUUCCAGCCUGAAGGCUUACUGGAUGCUACACAAAAUGCUGCUCAGAUUUAUGAGCCUUCUCUCUCAUCAAACAGUAAAGAAAGCAGGAUCCAGGGAAGAGGGGAUCAACUUCCUCAUCACCAGUAUUCUGCUUCUGAUGGCUUUGGGUCAUAUUUCAGCAGUCCGUCUGAUAGUUUUCAGACUCCACAGUGGACCCCUCCGCCUAGGCAAGGGGUGAAUAUGGAUGAUUAUGUGUCUGCAAUAAUGAGAGAGCAAACCUCCGGGCCAUUAUCUUUUACACCAUCUAUGGAGGGGACUUCAGCUAUCCGCUACAGUGCAGGAUCGUCUUCAUCCCGGUCAGAUGGUAGUGAAUAUGAGCCCAUUGCCAAGAUGCCUGCUUCCUCAAAUCGCAACUUCUCAAGUCGCCGUUCAUUCAUGUCCAAACCCAUCCACCCUCUAUCUUUUCCAACCCAAACUCCAGAGAGAGAAACUCAUGGGAGCAUUUCCACUAGAAAUUCCAUUGACCUGUCAACCCACAGUGAGAGCAGGAGUAAUCAACAUUUGGAUCCAAAAUCUUUUCAAAGUUUUGCAGAGCGUCGUUCUGUUUCUGGGGUUUCAGAUUUUGAUGCUACUACCCCCCAGAGAGAAGCACUGCGGUGGAGCAGUGCUAGUAGUAUUGAUUUCACUGAUGUUUCUGAGCAGUUGGAUUCAGAAAAAAAGGGCCCAUCAUAUAAUCUUACAGACGGCUUCAGAUGCGGAUUGUGUGAUAGGUUACUGUCCCAGAAAUCACCGUGGAGUUCUCGUAGGAUUGUGAGGAACGGGGACAUGCCAGUCACUGGAGUGCUUUCAUGUCUUCAUGUCUUUCAUGCCGACUGCUUGGAGCAGACAACCCCGGAGACGCAGAAACUUGAUCCUCCUUGCCCUCAAUGUGUGAGAUCAGAGGAAAUUGUGGCAGACCAGUGGGCUUUUACCAGUUCAAGGAAUGGGUUGCCAAGGUUUAGACCAUUUUGUGAGGAAGGACCAUCAAAGCCUUGGCGCUGUGGCCAGGUGGGAGAUUGUGUUGAGGGUGCUUUGCGUGCACCCACUCACAACACUGUGGUGUUACUGAAUCGAAGCCGCCUCAAGAAGCUGUCCUUAAAGGGUAAUUCAAGUAAGGAGGUCCCUGAUAAAUUGAAGAAAAAUAUGCCACAUUCCUCACAUACAUUAAACAGAAUAUCAGUUGAUCAUGGAGCGAAUGGUUGUUCAAAGAUGAUGGCAGACCUGGCACUGAAGAGAUGUUGAAACAUUGUAGGUUGUUGAUUUGGGAGCAACAUUUUUGUCCUUCCCAGAUCUCAUUGUUUUUGGAUUUCAGUUCAGGUGAGAUGGUAAUUUAAGGCAGAAUUUACUGGAUUGUUGUACAGAUUCAAGUGGAUGGAAACUUUGGUAGCGGCAUAGGGAAAUGACAACAUAUUCCCACCUUAUUUGUUUUGAAUCACUAUUUUACUUGUACAAUUUCUCGCAUUAUGAAUGUGUUAUAUGUGUGUUUCUUUGCUGGUUUA